UCUCAGAAAGGAAUAAAACAUCAAAUGCGGCAACGUUGUGAGAGUUUUUGAAUCUAAUGCGCCUGCGGAAACUACCAACAUAAUUUCAAGCCGUAGUAAUUUACCGGUUUCUGGCUAACGCUUCUGAUGACGCCAAGUGCGACAUCAGAGAAAAUUACUUCUGAGACUAAAUUUAUCAUUCCAGACUCCCAUCGAAGACUUUUAGUUGCCUGCAAUGAACUCAUCACCAUUUUGAGCAAUUUCACUGAAUUUUAAAAGAUUCCUGAAUAUCUAGAGGCCCAAAAAGCUUUGGCUGAUGCGAGAAGACAUUUGCCAAAGCAAGAAAAAUUACGCCACAUGUGCUAACUAAUUUUAUAUGAUUAUCUUUUAUUUUUUGUCCUGUUAGAUACAAUGAAUAUUCCAUUAUACAAUGUUUAUGGUCAAUCAAUGGCCUCAACAGGUUCAGAAGUUUGUGCCCCUUACAACAAUGUUAGUGUCACUCCAAGAACAACAGUGGAUUACUUUUCUUACAACUCUAUUAAUGCCCCACCAGGACCCACUUAUGAAAAUAUCAAUGCAGUCCAGGCACAAAAAAAUUACUUCCCUUACAAUAAUGUUACUGUUACCACCAUGACAAGAGAUUAUCUUCAGUAUACUAAUAUCAGUGCCCCUCCAGAAAUGCAACAAGAUAUGCCAGUUUACAACAAUAUUUCAACAGGAGCUGAAAACAUUGCAUAUUACAGUGACUACAAUUCUGAUACUCCUUAUAAUUAUGAUGUGUUGGAAACUAGAAAUGAUUCCCCUUUUAGUAACUCAAGUGAAACAGAUUAUACACCUUAUGAUAAUUUUGAUUCCAAAUGUGUAUUAUAUAAUGAAAAAGAAGAUUAUGUGUAUACUUAUGAUAAAUUGAUAAUUAACUCGUGGUCAGCAAGUACUUUAAUUUCCCCUAAAAAAAGUCUAACGCUGCAUCAUGUAAAGGCGAUACUACAGCAAUGUAUAAUCAUAUCAGAUAUUCUGAAGAUAGAAUCAAAGCUUACUGAACAAUCAGCAAGUAUGGAUGAGAAUAUGUGGAGAAUGAAAAUUAAUAAAAUGAAACUGUUAACAAAACAGUAUAACUCUCUGAUAAGUGAGCUUAGAGACCCAAAUAUAAUGAGUUACGUUAAAAGGCUAGUUGAUAAAACACGGAAAAAGAGAAUAAACAGAAAAAAUAGAAAAAUAAGGAUAGUUGCAGAGAAACAAGAGGAGCUGUUACAAAGUAAAAUUCGGGAGAAAGAAAUUGACCAUUGGUUAGCAGGCAUGAAGGAAAAGGCUAAUAAGAUCAAGGAGAAAGAAAAAAAGAAGAGGGAUGCAGAUUGUAUACUAAAGGAAGUUAUUAAAAAAAAGUUAGAAGCCAGAAAGCAAUUGUGUCUGAUUACAGCUUUAAUUAAACUUAGGAAUGUCAGGACUAAUAAGGCACAGCAGGAAGGUACGAAGUUGACAUUGGAGGACAAGCAAGGUUUUAACAUUACCACAGAGAAACUGAUAAAAAUUUGGGGAAAUUUGUUAAAAAGGUACAGCACCGAAGAACAAAAUUUGCGUACAAUGUUGGAAAAGACUGCUUUAGAAGAUUCAAAAAGGGCACUUAUGAAAAAGCAUAAACAACAUUAUGAAGAAUGGAAAAUAGCAUUAUUUGGGAAUACAAAAGUAGAACAAGAAGAUCAGUUUCUGUAUUGGUCUUUAAUGGCUGCAGAAUGUAACAUGCAAACGUUUAUAGCCAUUCGUAGGAGUUGGGACACAUUUUUAGUUGAUGAAAACAGUAAUGAUGGUUCUAAAAUACCAAUAGGUUGGGUAGUCCCUGACGAGGAACCAAAUGUUCUGUGGGCUAAAUUUCUAAAUAAGUAAUCCUUUGUUGUAUAUAUAUAUAUAUAUAUAUAUAUAUAUACAUAUAUUAGAUAUAUUAAUUAUACUGUUUUCUUUUGUUAUGUCAUUUAAUUCAA
This is a messenger RNA of Aethina tumida (small hive beetle), 1955 nucleotides long. Its product is annotated as programmed cell death protein 7-like. The record is from RefSeq and is a predicted model, not a curated record. Lineage: Eukaryota; Metazoa; Arthropoda; Insecta; Coleoptera; Nitidulidae. The transcript is spliced from 3 exons. Bases 391 to 1860 code for a protein of 489 amino acids.